AUGGCUGGCUCCGGUCUUCCUUCCGAAGUGCUCGAGGGCCAAUUGGACACAUGGGAGUUACUCCAUGCUAUGUACCCGGCCGCUGACGAUGAGAGCAGCAAUAUUGAGACCGAAGCAGCGGUGCAGGAUCUGAGAUUGUGGCUCGAAGACCCGACGUCCGCUUGUCCGCAUUUGCCAGACACUCUGGGCCUUCUGAUCUCACUUUACGAACCGGAAGAUGGCGCUGGCAGUCUUCAAAUUGACGUGACCUUGCCCUUUGGUCAACUGGCAGAACACCCCGCCUCUGAAGAAGAGAUACCACUUUACAGACUUCGUGUGUUGCAACCUCAAUGGCUGACCAAGGCCGAAGUGGUGCAUUUGAGCCAAGACAUACCAGGAGACGACAUUGUGUCCGCUCUUGAGUAUAUCACCGAGCGAGCCAGAGAGGCGGACUUGAGCAGAGCCUUGCAAGCCUCCACCAUCGCGACAAACCACGACACAACGCCUCUAGUCCGAGUCUGGUUCUACUUCCCCUCAAUAUCUACACGCGAGAAGAGAGAUGACAUCGUCAACUACGCUCCCUCUUACGGCUUGACAGGCUUUCUACUUGCGGGCAAACCUGGCAUUUUAUGUCUUGAGGGAAACGCCCAGAAGAUUGAUUCUUACAUGAACUUUAUCAAGACACAAUCUUGGGGCGACAUCCCACCACAGCACAAGAAAGUCUCCGAACGGCUUCGUGAAACAGGAGACGAUGUUACGAGAGUGUUCCCGGCGAUGGAGGAAAUCACAGAUUCAAUCGAGAAGAGAGGCGCGAGAGGGAAUCGAGGAAAUAUGCAAGCUGUUGAGGCUUUCCUUGACGAACGGGGUUUGAAAGACGCUUUCACGAAGGUUCUGAUGUAAAGCGGCAGCUACGAUGGGCUGAGUAUGUGUGGCUUCGUGGGUGAUUGCAGCGACAUGCACAUCAACGGCCUUCUUCCACUUCCCGACGGUGUCUCAGGAAUCCGAGGGCAUAGUGACCAGGCUGGCUGCAGGCUGGUCACGAGCAGUUUCGGCAAUGAGAGAGCACUCACUUUUAACAGGUUUCCGUGGGCUGAGCACCGUCACGGUCACACAGCAAUCAGCCACGCCAAGCCAUCACACUCAUAUUGGCUCUUCGCCGGCCCAAGCGACCGCAUAUUGGACCAGCUCUCAUUUCUAUGAGUGCCUGGUUCUGGCUUGGUGCCGCGAUUGACGCAAGCCGAGGACUUGGGGAGACUCCCAAGGACUGGAGUGUCAUUGCCGGCUUUCAUGGCACAGCAUGCUCUGCAACCGA
This is a messenger RNA of Cercospora beticola, 1291 nucleotides long. RefSeq lists its product as uncharacterized. NCBI's taxonomy places the organism in Eukaryota, Fungi, Ascomycota, Dothideomycetes, Mycosphaerellales, Mycosphaerellaceae. The record is from RefSeq and is a predicted model, not a curated record.